GCUAGGCCCAGGAUAAUGGAGUCCAAAGAGGAACAAGUGGCAAAAGAUCUCAACAUGGAAAAUACCAACGCGGGGCAUGAGAAAAAGGAGGAAAAGGAGCACGACCCUAAUAAAGGAGAGCCCUUGGCCCUCCCUUUGGAAGCUGGUGAAAAUUCUUUGCCUAGAGGAAGCCAUAGGCGGUCCCACGCCCGGCAGCCCAUCCAGCAGUAUAGAUGGGCAGUGAUUGAGAAGCUUGGAGAGCCACAGGCGAGGGUGAGAGAGGAGAAUAUGGAAAGGACUGGGGAGGAGGUGAGGCAGCUGAUGGAAAAGCUGAGGGAAAAGCAGUCCAGUCAGAGUCUGCGCGCAGUUAGCACAGAGCCCCCUCGCCAAGACCAUCAUGAUGAGUUUUGCCUUAUGCCUUGAAUCCUGUUGUUUCGCCUGAA
This is a messenger RNA of Talpa occidentalis (Iberian mole), 422 nucleotides long. Its product is annotated as protein BEX1-like. Bases 16 to 402 code for a protein of 128 amino acids. The record is from RefSeq and is a predicted model, not a curated record. Lineage: Eukaryota; Metazoa; Chordata; Mammalia; Eulipotyphla; Talpidae. Gene Ontology annotation, cellular component: cytoplasm; nucleus. The transcript has a single exon. Gene Ontology annotation, biological process: signal transduction. Gene Ontology annotation, molecular function: signaling receptor binding.